Messenger RNA from Temnothorax curvispinosus, 2478 nucleotides. Its product is annotated as probable inactive tRNA-specific adenosine deaminase-like protein 3. The transcript has 2 exons. Lineage: Eukaryota; Metazoa; Arthropoda; Insecta; Hymenoptera; Formicidae. Gene Ontology annotation, cellular component: cytoplasm; nucleus. The record is from RefSeq and is a predicted model, not a curated record. Gene Ontology annotation, molecular function: tRNA-specific adenosine-34 deaminase activity. The coding region runs from base 232 to 1500 and encodes 422 amino acids.
AGAGCCGUCGCGACGAAGCAAACGAGGUGCCUCCGGCGCACAAUUCUCACGUGUGCUUCCGCGCGUUUUCCGAUCGCUGUUGAGUAGCCGCGCUCCAGGAAUACAAUUUACGGUGAAUUUCGUGAGCGUUAGAGAACCGCUGAGAGUCACGGAGAAGAAAAAACCCGAGGGAAAUUCAGGGCGUGUUUCGUGCGGCCGUAGCCGCACCGCCGCGGAGCAGCAGGGUGGAAGAUGACGUCGCCGAAGAGUAUCAAGGCAUGCAAGAUGGAGACUGCGACUAGAAGCUGGACGGCGAGACCGAUUCUAGGCUCGGAUUUCACGGAAGUCCCUCCAUUGCAAGAGGUCUAUGUGGGCGUCUUGAAGCAACGGAAGGAUACCUCCACCGCGAUCAAAAGCAUAUCUACCGUUUUGCCGGGAUUCGCUCAUCUGAAGCGUUGUUCCAACGGAAAAUUACUUCUGGCUCCGCUUCGCUCGGACGAAUCGUCAUGUGAGAGGGACCACGACAUUUCUCUCAGUGAAAAUCAACUUAAGACCCAGCUGAAGGAGAGAGGAUUCGAUCUCUCCUUACUGGAGGAGAAAUUUCAGGUGACGAAGGUGCCAGCCAAGACGCCAAAGACGAAGUUACAGGCCAGCGAAGCUUCGAAGAUCUGGCCGGUAAACUUCCAUCCUGACCAGAUGAUUGAGAGUCUGAUCGACGGCUCGAUUUUCGACGAGAAUUGUUUGCACGCGAUCGAGCGAAUCAUGUCGCUGGUAAUAGAGGCUGCGAGGUUGGAGACGGUCGGCGAUGAGCGCUGCACCGGUGCCGCGGCGAUUGUCGAUCCCGAGGACGGAAGAAUCCUGGCGGUGGCUGCCGCGAGAAUCGAUAGGCAUCCCAUGUGGCAUGCCGCUAUGCUGGCGGUGGAUCUCGUUGCCAGACUUCACGGUGGUGGUGCGUGGGACUUGAGCGACGAGGAAUGCAAAGAAACGAAGGGACAAACGGACGCUGUCGAGGAAGAUACGUUCGAUGAUGGAGGGACAGAUCCGAGCGCCACGACUGAAGAUCAGAGCUUGAAGAGGCUUAGAAGGAUCAAGAGAAGGUAUCAGGAAGAAACGCCGCUCUGUUAUCCGAGAUCUCUAUCCUCGCUACAGUUUCCGGUUCAAACGUCCCUCGAGACGCAAGUCGUACGAAAAGGACGAAGGAACAACGGUGCCAAGAUCGAGGACUUGAAGCAGAAGGAAUGCGAUGAUAACGCGAAAAAAUGCGGGCCGUAUCUUUGCACGGGUUAUUGGGCAUUCCUGCUGAUGGAACCGUGUCCUCUGUGCGCUAUGGCAUUGCUGCAUUCCAGAGUCGCGCGGAUCUUUUACGGCACGGCCAAUCAGAGCGUCGGAGUUUUGGGCACCAAGGCGAUUUUGCAUACGGUGCCGGGUUUAAACCAUCGAUACCGAGUUUGGAGCGGAAUCCUGGAACAAGAGUGCCGGCAGGCGGUGGAAGAAAUCAAUGCUCGUAGAAGUCGCAACUAGAUGACGCGGUUCUAUUGUGGAAGAUAAUAACGUUCUAAAUGGGCAGUUAGUCAUCGCGGUCUCUGGAGAUAACUGAAGAUAUUAAUGCGAAGCCAGAGAAGACAAAAAAACGUACACGAGCGAAGCUUAUAUUUCGUUGUUAAUGUCCCCCGCGUUCGUUUGUCGUUUUUACUAACGACUUCUCAUGAGAAUUACGUUAUCUUGCGUCAUACAGAUGACAUUAUAAUGACAUUUUUGUGAUACGUUAUCUCACUUGCACAAUACAUCGUGCAUGUUCACACAUCUGACGUCAUAAAGAAAUAAAUCCAUUCCAAUAAAAGAAACCGCAUUGGUGACACCCGCUAAUACAUCGUUAUUCAAUACUCCCUUAGCACCUCUCUUGUGAUAGUAUAUUCCGAAAAGGCAAUCGAACUUAUUAUUUAAAACGUUUUUUAAUAGGAAACUUAUUGAACAAAUAAAUUAUUUUACACAUUUAUCAACGGCAAAUUAUUUCUUUGAUCCAUUGGUCGCGCGGGAGCAACUUAGAUACUUGCAUACUGCAACCGGUUUUAUAAUUUCAAUCGAAAGCAACACGGCGCAAAAGACUACACACAUGGUACGGACGUGCAUUCGGUCAUAAUGACUCUCGGUAUAUGCGUGACCUUGACGCCUCGACGCGUGCAUGUACGUCCGCAUCUGCUGCCGCUUAUUGGUGUGCACGGCGAAUUAACACUUGUGUUUGUCGACACACACAGCUGACGUUCGAUCAUUCCCCGAAGAUUGUAAAAAUCAUUUCUGUACAUUCUUUUGUCUUUCGUUUUCGAUAGCAGAGCUUCAGCCUUCAGUGCAAAGCAGAGCCUUGAUGCUUGGACCAUAGCCAAAAUAUUUUUUACAUGAGAUUUUCUACAGCCUAUUUUAAAAGAAAGAACUCGAUUUUUUACUGACUAUACAUUGAUACACACGACGCAUCAUUUUACCUCUUUAUUAAAAAUUUAACUU